Messenger RNA from Bufo bufo (common toad), 4150 nucleotides. RefSeq names its product growth hormone receptor (gene GHR). The record is from RefSeq and is a predicted model, not a curated record. Gene Ontology annotation, molecular function: cytokine receptor activity; protein binding. Gene Ontology annotation, cellular component: external side of plasma membrane; membrane. The coding region runs from base 618 to 2816 and encodes 732 amino acids. Gene Ontology annotation, biological process: cytokine-mediated signaling pathway. The transcript is spliced from 15 exons. NCBI's taxonomy places the organism in Eukaryota, Metazoa, Chordata, Amphibia, Anura, Bufonidae.
CAGGCUCCAGCUUCCCCACCAGUUCAGGUCAGCAACCGGCGCUGACGAGAAGGAGCUGAGCCUGGUAGCCUUCACCCUGCUCCCCGGUGCCCGCAUGGCAGAAGUGACCUGGAUGUGAGCUCUGCCACUGCCUGCCCGAGCCCGAGAGGCUGCAGUGGAGCCCCAGCUGCAGGGAGACGUCCCAUCUGACAGCUGACACCAGGGGGAGAGCAGAGGAGCUUGUUGAUCUGCCCUGCAAAUGGACUGAUUCCCAGUGCAGCCAAUAAGUCUGCUCCAACAGUCCUGCCGUGUACAUGAGCAUUCACUGGUUUGGAGUUGUCUUAAAGCACUCACAUAAAUGACAACGGCAAGAGCCUAUGACACGGCAACCGGCUGCGAUUCUGAACGUGUUCUUCAGAAAUCUUCUCUCCAUGUCCCCUGGAAACAAGAGUAGAGUCCAGACAACUGGAGGACAGUGAUCCUACCUUCAGCAAGACUUUAUCAGACUGCAUGUAGUUACACCACAUCCCUAAUCCUGCACUCAUCACCUUUUAGAUGUUGAGGUACUGUAAGCAGAGGCGAAACUUGAAGCACCUGGGGUGUGCUGCAGAGCCCCAACCUGCCAUGCGACAAUCAUAAUGCUAGGGUCUUCUUGUGUGGAAGAAAAGCCUUCCCGUCCCCUCAGGCACAAGGACCCAGAUGCAACUGCUCACACAGGCAUGGCUCUUUGGCUGCUCCUGGCAUCACUGGCACUAGUCUGCCCAGGUGGCUUCCUCUUUGCAAGUGAAGUGGAACCAGAUCCCCCGGUGGCUCUGAGCUGGUCUCUUCACAAAAUCAGCACAAAUAGUUCACUGCUGGACGUCCAUGUAACAUGGGAGCCUCCUCCUUCAUCAACCGUAAUGCCUUUCCUGGACUACGAAGUGCAAAUAAAAGAGGCAACCGAACAGCAGUGGAAGUCGUACGAUGUAGUAACCACCACCGAUUUACUAGUGUAUGGUCUGAAAGUAGGAAAAGAGUAUGUGGUACGAGUCCGCUGCAGACUGCGGGGCAAUGAGAGGUUUGGGAAUUUCAGCGAGGAGCUUGUGAUCCCAGUAUUUCUAUCAGGUUUUGAAUCGAAGGAUCCGGGCGGAUGGCCCAGUAUCACACUAUGCCGCUCACCACAGCAGGAAACAUUCACAUGUCAUUGGACUUAUGGAAAUUUUCAGAACUUAUCUGGCUCACUAAAACUGCAGUAUAUUAAACCUGGCAUAUAUUGGACCGACUGUCCAGACAAUGUGUCUGCUGGAAAAAAUAGCUGCUACUUCAGUAAAGAGCACACCUCUGUUUGGGUGAGAUACCUAGUCCGUCUUGUUAGUGAAAAUGUCACCUUUGACGAAUAUUCCUUUACAGUUGAUGAUAUUGUGAGACCAGAUCCACCCAUUGCUCUGAACUGGACGGUUCUCAAUGUCAGUGCCACCCGUUUACGCAUGGACAUUGAGUUAACGUGGGAUCAUCCGGCAUCAGCUGAUGUUAAAAGCGGAUGGAUAUCAUUGGAAUAUGAAAUACAACUAAAAGGGGUCAAUGAUACGCAGUGGAAGGCGUAUGAUGUUGUGACCACCACAUAUUCACCCAUCUACAGCCUGGAAAUAGGAAAGGAGUAUUUGAUCAGGAUUCGAUGCCGGCAAAAAGGGAAUGAAAACUUUGGAGAAUUCAGCGAUGUUUUAUUCAUUACGACUAUAGCAGCUAUAGAUCCAGAGUUUCCAUGGCCCCUUUUUCUUAUCAUUGGAAUAUUUGCCUUCCUGCUGGUUCUGGCUUUUAUUUUGUUCUGCAAAAAGAAAAGGCUGAAAAUGCUGAUUCUUCCUCCAGUUCCUGUCCCAAAGAUUAAAGGGAUUGACCCUGUUCUACUACAGAAAGGAAAGUUGGAUGAAGUCAGCUCAAUACUUGCCAGUCAUGACAGCUACAAACAACAGCUCUGCUGCGAUGAUCCUUGGGUUGAAUUUAUUGAGCUUGACCUUGAUGACCAGGAAGAGAAGAACGAGGGCACUGAUACUGACCGCCUAUUGUCAGAAGAAUACCCCAAGACCCAUGGUUGCCUGGGUGUUAAGGAUGAUGACUCUGGCCGGGCCAGCUGUUGUGAGCCAGAUAUUCCUGAAACAGAUCUCUGCAACAGUGAUAUGAGCGAUGAAACCUCGAAUGCUGUACAGUCUCAGAAUACAAAAGAUAACCAAGCAGAUCUCCUGUGCCUUAGUGAAAAAUCAAAUAGUGGAAAUGUGCCUACAAAUUCCCAAAUGCCAAAUACAGAAAAGAUCAGCACAAAACCAGAAGAUGGUAAGGUUUGCCCAUUACUUGGUAAGGAGACGAGCAGCACUGCCACAAGCCAACUGAGCAGCGUCAGUUCGAAGCCAAGCAUGGAUUUUUACGCCCUUGUAAGUGAUAUCACACCAGCUGGAAGACUUCUUCUUUCACCAGGGCAAAGAAUGAAGAUGGAAAACGAAGAAUGCAAUGAACCGACCAUUCAACGUCCAACUAAUCUCAACAUGGACAGUUCUUAUGUAUGUGAUAUCGCAGUGACGGCAUUCUGUGCUGUGAAUUUCCCAAUAGAGGCCGCACAAAGUGUUCAGCAAAAUCCUAAUCUGGAUAGCUACUUCACCCCAGAAAGCCUUACAGCUGCCACCAUGAGCUCUCGUGCCACAGAAAAAGCUUCAAGUUAUGAGACACCUGUGGCUGACUAUACCUCUGUUCACAUAAUAAACUCACCACAAAAUCUUGUGCUAAACACUACUGCUCCACCAGGCAAGGAAUUCCUACAACCAUGUGGCUACAUGUCCACAGAUCAAGUGAACAAUGUGAUGCCAUAAUCCAUUUUUAUUUUGGAAGUUCAGAGCAUGGGCUUGUAUGGUUCAACCAAAAAAACAUUGGCUACAAGCUUUUAAUUGUGUUUAUCUUGUAAAGCUUAAGCUAAUAUAUUCAGUGUAAAGAUGCCAAAAUGUUUAUCAAAUUAUUUCCUUUACGUAAUGAAUUGUAGCCUAGGGUAGUCUGUUCAUAGCUACUGCUCAACGGUCACCUUGGGACAACAUCCACAUUGUAUCCAUCAAUCCAACCUAUACGCUGUUUAGUGUUGAAUGUCUGCCUGGUUGUAGUCAUAAUAUCACAUGCUACUUUCACAUUGAAGGAGUGGUUCAACUUAAGAGCACACCUACUAAUCUUUAGAAGGCCCCUUGGUGGAUUGAUUUCGCCGCCUAGGACCUGGUAUAGUCAUCCAUACUGUGAAUAUACCUGGAAAAAGGCCAAAAAGUAUCCUCUGAAAGGUAUUUCUACCAAAUAUGAAGAAGGCGAGAAGUUGGUGUAUAAAACUUCAGUUGUGCAUAAAGGAACAAGCCUUAAUAGUCACUUCUAACCAAAGUUUAGAUGUUUUUAGACAGAGGGUGAAUUAAUGCUUGUGAAUUGUUUCCUCAAGCACAGGAGCCCAGAAUGUAUUCAUCUUUGGUCCUACUCAAUAAUCAUAUUGUAGUGUAGAUCUGCAACGCAGCUUCCAGCUGAAAUAUGCUUAUUGUGUUAUAUUGCAUACAAUGUGAAUGGGUUAUUAAUAAGAAUACAUGGGGGCAGACCAGGGUUAAUUUUGAAACACAGAACAUUUGGUUUGAGCUAAUACUUUAUAAUAGCAAGAUUUAACGCAUGAAUUAUAUAACGCUGCAUGCGCUAUAAACCUGGCCGUUCUGCCAACAUUGCCGCUAUUUGUUUGUAUAAUGUUACUCAGUGAAUGCAGAUCCCAAAUGUUUUUUACAUAGUAUAUUUUUUAAUCCAAAAGCCUGAACGUGAAAUCACUGCGUGGUGUGUAUAUAUACCAACUCUACAGAUUAUAUACAGUAUUUUCCUAGAAUAUAUAAAGAUUUAAUAAGCAAACACUCAAUAUGCCUCUAAUCUAGCCUAUAACGGUUUUAUGGCCCAUUUUAUUUUCUUCUGGGUAGCUUUUUUAGCCUGCUAGAUGUUGGUUAACUCUAGCUGUCAUGAAGAUCAUCUAAAAGAUGUAGUAGUUCAGGAUCAGCCAGAAACCUGAGAACUGUCCAUUAAUGGCGUUAGAUUGAGAACACUGCGGGAGUUGUACAUAGACACACAAGGGCAGAUUUACUAAUCCUACAGAUGUCUAGACCUGCACAAGAUUUAUCACAGGGGCUCAGGCUGGAUGAUGAAU